AUGCGACCAAAAGGAAUUCGUAGUGGCCCCAAGUGCAAUUCGAUACCAAGGAGCGACGAAGAAGCCACAACAUUUUAUGCCAAGGAGCUCUAUCGCCAGAAGCACAAGAAAUGGCUACUCUACGGCGUAGCCCUCAUCUUUUUUCAAACCGGAAUCAUACUCCUCUUCUCCAUGACUGUCAUGAAGGUUCGAAAUCCAAAGUUCCUGUUCCGAGUCAGAUCCGCCACCUUCGACACGUAUGAUAUCCCAACCACCAACACUUCCUUCACUCUUAAAACCAACAUCGCACUUGAGAUAAAAAACACCAAUUUUGGCCCCUACAAGUACGACAGUAGCACAAUCUAUUUCUACUACGGCGAAGUUGAGCUUGGGAGUGCAGUUAUCCUCAAAUCGAAAGCCCAAUUCUGAAGGACCAAAAAGUUUACCAUUGAAGUGGACCUUGCUUGGAAAGAUCCAGUUGGAAAGACGCAACUGGCACAUGAUCUAAGCUCAGGGCUUGUGCCUUUGAGCAGCCGAUCGAAAUUGACCGGGAAAGUGGAGUUGAUGUUGAUUUUCAAGAAGAAGAAGGCUGUCGACAUGAAUUGUACAAUGGAAGUAAAUACCGCAACAAAGUCCCUCCAGAAUAUCAGUUGCAAGUAGAUACAACACAAUCAUCACCAGGUUUGAUUUCAGUUGGGCAAACUUGGAAAAAUUAGAGUGUUCGUUUGAUUGUUCCUCAUAGGGGUUGAGUUUGACAUUUGCUACUAACGUUAUGCCCCUGUUUGGGGAUUUCUUCACGCUUUGCUUUACGUACUUCGGAUUUGUCUAGUAGUAGAUAUUUACCCUCUCUUUUUUCUUUUUCUUUUUUUUGUAGAAUGCAAUAAAAUUUCGAUUCUUUCAA
Molecule: messenger RNA, 880 nt
Organism: Rhododendron vialii
Lineage: Eukaryota; Viridiplantae; Streptophyta; Magnoliopsida; Ericales; Ericaceae
Exons: 2
Coding region: 1-408 (135 amino acids)
Source: RefSeq, a predicted model, not a curated record